AUGGUCUUAAUCCGCUCAAUUUUUCUCUGCCUCCAAGCCACGGCAGUGUUCUGCCACCAGGUGUGCCGCGUCGUUCCUGGUGACCGAGGUUGGCCAAGCGAGCAGGCUUGGAACCAAUUAAACAAAACGGUACUCGGGAGGCUCGUGGCGACGGUUCCCGCUGCGUCCCCUUGCCACGACCCAAACUACGACGAAGCCGCCUGCUUGGCCAAGAAAGAACAGUGGAACUUAGCUCAGACGCAUCUCUUGGACUAUAAGAGCCUCGAGUACGAGGGCCCAGCGAUGAAGUUGGGCGCUGGCGUGCUAUCAGGAGAAGCGGCCGUGGCCGCGCAUCAAUACGGAUACCGUGUUGUUAGCGGCGGUUGCCCGAGCGUUGGUAUUGUUGGCGGCUACACUCAAGGUGGAGGACACUCCAGUUUGAGCGGCCUCUACGGGCUCAGUGCCGACAAUGUCCUGGAAUGGGAGGCUGUCACAGCAGAUGGUCGACACCUUAUUGCCACUCCAUCGCAGCAUACGGAUCUCUAUUGGGCGCUCUCAGGGGGAGGCGGCGGCAGCUUCGGCGUGGUCUUGUCCAUGACUGUCAAGGUGCAUGUGGAUGGGCCAGUUAGCGGAGGUUUCCUGUCUUUCAACGACUCCUCGAUCGGGCCGGACACUUUUUGGGAUGCUGUGAGUGCAUUCCACGACAAGCUUCCAAGCCUUGUCGACGGCACGGGUGCCUCAGUCCUUCAAUUCGCCAGCUACUUUGAUUUCUACGCGGCACAUUUCGGCCCCUUGUCAUAUGGCGCAUUCCCCAUAUCUGCCAUGAUCACGAGCAGGUUGAUACCGCGGCGUGAUAUGGCUGACGGCUCUGAGGCCAUUCAUCACGCCUUACGUAGCAGCGUUGAAAGCGGUCGCUUUUAUCUGGGCUGCCUAGGUUUCGACGCGAGCUUGGCCUCGCGGGCGGCGACACCAGGAAAUGCCGUCCUCCCAGCCUGGCAGGAGGCCCUAGCACAUUGUAUGGUUAUGGCUCCCUGGGACUGGACGAAACCGUACACUGAGAUGGCCACGUACCAAGAUGAAGUCGCCGACGUCAUCAUGCCAGCUCUCGAAGCCGCGACGCCUGGUUCGGGAACAUAUUCGAAUGAAGGCAACUUCCAACAGAAGGACUGGCAGCGUCAGUUUUACGGAGAAAAUUACGAGAAGUUGCUUGCCGUAAAGGAGAGGUAUGAUCCCGAAGGCUUAUUCUACGUUACGACGGGUGUGGGUAGUGAGGCAUGGGAAGCUGAUGGCGAGGGUCGGAUUUGCCCUGUCAAGACGCACGAAGGUCCCGGCAAGGAUGAACUUUGA
Messenger RNA from Scedosporium apiospermum, 1326 nucleotides. Its product is annotated as Tetrahydrocannabinolic acid synthase. The transcript has 4 exons. Gene Ontology annotation, molecular function: FAD binding; oxidoreductase activity. NCBI's taxonomy places the organism in Eukaryota, Fungi, Ascomycota, Sordariomycetes, Microascales, Microascaceae. The record is from RefSeq and is a predicted model, not a curated record. Bases 1 to 1326 code for a protein of 441 amino acids.